Molecule: messenger RNA, 1983 nt
Organism: Oppiella nova
Lineage: Eukaryota; Metazoa; Arthropoda; Arachnida; Sarcoptiformes; Oppiidae
Source: the annotation of a GenBank genome assembly
UAUAGACAGCCCAUUAUCGACAACCAGUCCAUUGCUGGCAACACAAGCGAUGACUUAAUAGAUAUAACCGAAAGUUAUAAAUCAUUGGCAUUGGAUUACAUCCAUAAUAUAAUAUACUACCCCCUGUGUACCUACACGACCAAGGACAUUGGUAUAUAUGCCGUCAAUAUCACUGACCCCCACAAACAACAAAUCCCAAUUGUUAGGCAACAACAUUGUGUGGCCAAAGAUAUUCGUGUGGAUCCGUUGGAAUCGCUAUUAUUCUGGAGUGAAUACAUACCAUCAGAAAUCAGUUCCAGUUCUUAUAGUUCUUACAGUUCUUACAGUCGAUACUCUUCGAGACCAACUUAUAGUGACUCUCGACAUAAAAGCCAUAUAAUGCGGUCAUCACAGGACGGACAGGGCGUUCAGAUUAUCAUGUAUUCACAGUAUGUGCGAAGGAAUACCUUGAGUAUCGACAUCACAGCCAAAAGGCUUUAUUGGAUUAGUUCCGAGAGUUCGUAUUCAUCCAUCAGUCGGUUAUACACUAUUGGAUACGACGGCUCAGACCAGAGGCUAAUUCUUUCGUCAAAGAGUCUGUUCUCAGAGACCACUAUCACCGCAAUGGAUGUGUUCGGGGAUUACAUCUAUUGGACGGACAAUGCAAACGAUACCAUACUUCGCGUGAAUGUGAAGGAGACGAGUGAAGAACCGGUAGUCCAUGUGGUGUUGCAAUCGGGUAUAGACAUCAAUGCCAUGAAAGUAGUGCACAAAUCGCGUCAACCUAUGGCUAGAAAUAAAUGUUCGUCUCAUUUGUGUCCCGAACUGUGCCUACCGUCCAGUUAUAAUCACCGCAACUACACGUGCCGUUCCCAAUGCGAGUCGCAGACUUGGAACGGGAAUACCUGUGUCACUGUGAGCCCGGUGUCCGUAACUCCUAUUUAUAGAGUAACAACCCCUUCAACUCCGUAUGAAGUGUUGGACAACGAAACAAAGUUAUUGUUUGUAUCCUAUAAGGAGGGAAUUUAUGUCAAACAGAAUAUUCACGAAUUGGACACUAAUUAUAUUGAAUCCAUUGGAUUGGUCUCAAGCAAUGAGUUGAUUACGGAAUUGGAUUAUAAUUACAACAACAAUUUUAUGCUUUAUAUCGUAAAUGGGGUCGCUAAAGGUAUCGAAGUGUUUACUAUUGGCCACAAUCUGUACUCAUAUGAUGUGGUCAUUCAUAAUGAAUCUCAUACUUCAUAUGAUUUGGCGGUCGACCCCAACAAUGGACUACUUGUAUGGUCUCAAACAAAAUAUACGUAUAGCUCAUACUCGUACCGAUAUAUGGGAAGCAUAAAGCGUGCCAAUCAGGACGGCUCUAACAUACAGGUGCUCUAUAAUAGUACGGGAAAUAUUAAAACAUUAACACUCGACAUACGCUCACAAUUGGUUUAUUGGAUCGAUACAAACACCAACUAUUUGAGAUCAACCACUUACUUAGGGACUAAUUACCGGUUAAUAAGUAGUGAUUCCCGGUUUGGUUCAGCAUUUUCUAUGGAUAUGUUGGGGAAAUACAUUUUUUGGUCCAAUUCUGAUACCAAUUCUAUAUAUAUAACUGAUAUUACCGAUGAAGAGGAAGGUGUGGAGAGGUUGAUCACGUCGUACGCGGAUUUACAGGCUAUCCGUGUCCUCGACCCUAACCGACAAAUCCAUGGCACAAAUAGGUGUCUCAAUCGUAAUUGUUCGCAACUCUGUCUACCCGUCCAACAAGACUACCGGUGCGUUUGCGCUAAGGAUCGAAUUCUGUGUAAAGAGAAUGAAACAUUAGUACUGCAAACUAAUAACACGAAUCUCAUAGAGAAUACAACCGAUGAUAGUAUGGGAAGGAUAUCACAAAAAUUGGAUUCUUUGCUGAACACGACUAGUAAUGCCACCAACUAUUGGAUUAUUAUAGCAGUGAUUAUCAUAUCUAUUAAUUUACUGCUAAUCGGUAUCUAUUUUUACCGCAAAAUGAAAGCGUAA